Molecule: messenger RNA, 1783 nt
Organism: Malania oleifera
Lineage: Eukaryota; Viridiplantae; Streptophyta; Magnoliopsida; Santalales; Ximeniaceae
Product: purine permease 1-like
Exons: 2
Coding region: 394-1146 (250 amino acids)
Cellular component (GO): membrane
Molecular function (GO): purine nucleoside transmembrane transporter activity
Source: RefSeq, a predicted model, not a curated record
GCUCUCUUUCUCCCUAAAAAAACAGAUAGAAAAGAAGGAUAUUUUAAAGAACACGGCCGAGAGGGAGGAUGUAAGGAAGAAGAUAGACUACUCUGUAAAUUGAAGAGAUCGAAAAACAUGAAAGAGAAGAAAGAGAGAUGUCAAGAGAGGGGAAUAAUUUAACAAUUCUUUUCUUACAACUUAAUCCAUGCAUAUAUGCAUCAGCCAAGGAGUCAGGCUCCAAUGGUCAUCGUCAGCCUUCCCUAUGUCACGUUUCACCCGUAGUACUUUGUCGCGCUUGCUUAUGUAUUUAAACUCAUAAGCAUGGCUUUGUGUUGUUCUACCCAGCCGCUACGGCACAAAUCAAGAACAAGCUAGAAGAUCGCCCGCAGCCCAAGUCGGUUCCCUGAGAACAUGGAGAUCAUGGAGACCCCAAAUGGGCGCACCGCCGCAAAGAAACCUCUCCUGCUGCUAAGCUGCGCCAUGCUGGCGCUCGGCAGCUGCGGCGGUCCCCUAAUAAUGCGGCUCUACUUCCUCCGCGGCGGCAAUCGCAUAUGGCUCUCCAGCUGGCUCGAAACCGCCGGCUGGCCCAUCAUCCUUCCCGCCCUCGCCGUCAUCUUCAUGCAGCGCCGCCGUGCAGCUGACGGCUCCUCCGCCGGGUUCUUUCUCAUGAAACCUCGCUUAUUCGUCGCCUCCGCCGUCCUCGGCGUCCUCACCGGCCUCGAUGACUACCUGUAUGCGUAUGGCGUGGCGCGUCUUCCGGUGUCCACCUCGUCGCUGAUCAUAGCCACCCAGCUGGCCUUCACGGCCGGGUUCGCCUUCCUUCUGGUGAGGCAACGGUUCACCUCGUAUUCGAUAAACGCCGUCGUUUUACUGACGAUCGGAACUGCUGUUUUGGGGAUCCAUUCGAGCGGCGACCGUCCUAAGAACGAGUCGAACAAGGAGUAUUAUUUGGGGUUCUUUAUGACGCUGGCGGCGGCAGCGCUCUAUGGGUUGGUUUUGCCCGUGGUGGAAUUAACGUACAAGAAGGCACGGCAGGCCAUUACCUAUUCACUGGUGCUGGAGAUGCAGAUGGUGAUCGCUUUCUUUGCUACUCUCUUCUGCACCAUAGGCAUGCUGGUCAACCAUGACUUUCAGCCGCUACGGCACAAAUCAAGAACAAGCUAGAAGAUCGCCCGCAGCCCAAGUCGGUUCCCUGAGAUCAUGGAGAUCAUGGAGACCCCAAAUGGGCGCACCGCCGCAAAGAAACCUCUCCUGCUGCUAAGCUGCGCCAUGCUGGCGCUCGGCAACUGCUGCGGUCCCCUAGUGAUGCGGCUCUACUUCCUCCGCGGCGGCAAUCACAUAUGGCUCUCCAGCUGGCUCGAAACCGCCGACUGGCCCAUCAUCCUUCCCGCCCUCGCCGUCAUCUUCAUGCAGCGCCGCCGUGCAGCUGACGGCUCCUCCGCCAGGUUCUUUCUCAUGAAACCUCGCUUAUUCGUCGCCUCCGCCGUCCUCGGCGUCCUCACCGGCCUCGAUGACUACCUGUAUGCGUAUGUGUCACGGGCUAAGCUUGUUCAGGGCAUUAUGCUUGCCUAUGACCGCUUAUCUCGUGUGUUUGGGAUGAGUUUCCAUCAUGUAAAUACUAGUGUAGGGUUAUUUUCUAGUAUUUAUUUCAUUGUAAGCCAAAUAAGGCAGUAUGACUCCUCGGUCACUUUGAUGUUUCCUAGUGCUAGAGUGAGAAUGGCCUAGAAAGCUCUUUAGGGGAGGGUGAGUGUUCAUCAAUCAUUGUAAAACUCACUAGCAAUUGUCAACGUGCUUAGCCUAC